Molecule: messenger RNA, 6787 nt
Organism: Dicentrarchus labrax (European seabass)
Lineage: Eukaryota; Metazoa; Chordata; Actinopteri; Moronidae
Gene: znf687a
Product: zinc finger protein 687a
Exons: 11
Coding region: 642-4640 (1332 amino acids)
Source: RefSeq, a predicted model, not a curated record
GAGAUACUUUUCUCAAAAUAUAAGUGAAUUUUGGAUUGAAAUCUAUAUACUUUAUCUGGUGUCAUAUUAAGUGCCCAGAAAAACACACAUUUAAACUUCCAUUUUAAGAUGGGAAUACUAUUUCUAUUAGUUCUUGAUGAUCUUUAUUGAACAAGAAUAUAAAUGCAUACAAGUGAGCGCGGCCUGGUGGAGAGACAGAGAGAUGUUAACAGUACCUCUGGCUAAUAGACUCUACACUGAUGUGCUCAAGCAGUGUAUACAUUCAUGUAACAUAAAAGGCAGGUAAACACGAUUUGUGAGUGAUUUUAAGCAGGCACAGAAAACUCAGAAAAAUUGAGAGAUUUUUAGUUUUUUUACGAGUUUAGUAAAAAUAAAUAAACACAACUCUUCCCAGACUUAAAGACAAAACAACCAGUUUAACCGUAGAAGACAAAUUUCUUAUCGUAAAAGUGUUUGUAUGUUAUUUAGAAAGGGUAGCACUUAUUAAAGAGUUUGUAUGACACCUCUACACGUUUGUAAACAUUUCAGAGGCUCUCGGGAACUCACCGUCGCACAGUUGGAUGACGAAGAACUCAUGCGUCCGAGUGUAAAGUCAGGAACCAACUUCGCUGUCUAGCAGGUUUUAAGCCUUUGGGCUGGCAAUGGGGGACAUGAAGACCCCAGACUUUGAUGAUUUGCUGGCAGCUUUUGACAUUCCUGACAUUGAUGCCAAAGAAGCCAUUCAGUCAAGCCCCGAGGAGGAACGGGAUGAGGUGGGGAAUAAUGCAGAUGAGAGGGAGGGUGGGUCUCCUUCAUGCUUUCCCUGCCCUCCUGCCUCACAUAGUGACCCCCCUGUGGUCAGUGUUAUUGUGAAGAACACAGUACGGUCUGAGUCUUUUGAAGAGGAGGAGAAGUCUGUCAGGGAUAAGACAGACAGUCCUUCAAGCAGUGGCUUAAUCUCUCAGGUUCAGGUCAAGUUUGAAGACCUCAACUCACAGUUUGGUCCCAAAAUACCUGCUGAGGCCCCUGUGGAGCCCCAGAUUGCCAAUGGCUUUGAGAGAUCUGUCCCCAAAGAUCAGGGACAGUCCAACACAGAGCCAUGGCCCCAGCAUUCACCAUUGAGGUCCACACUAAAUGAGGAGGACAACGGAGCUGAUGCCAGAUCGGUCCAGCACACGACUGAUGUCAUGAACAGUUUGAAGCCCCUCCUCUACCUCCAGUCCUCAACUAGUGCCGGCCCCACCUCCUCAACUCCUUCCUCCCCACACUCUGUGGGCCCUCACAUUUCUCCUUGCUCCCCUCAAAAGGAGGAAACGUGUCCCCUCAGUAAUCCAUCAUCCCCUCUACCACAAAACGGAAGUAGUAAGGCUGGAAUUAUGCGUGUUAUGCACUCAGAUGAAGAUGACUCAGAGCCAGACUUGGGGAGUCCACUGGUGAUCCAGGAGAGUCCAGAUUCUCUAAUGUCCUCUCCUCCCAAAUUUAAACACAGAGCAAAAGUACGGCCAGAGCUGCUUGGCUCUCCUGAAACCACUUUUGUUUCUCGUCCUCCUCCUCUCUCUUCUUCGGCACCUGCAAAUCCUAAACCCCAGCUUGAGGAAAAGGGUCGACCUACCACCCCCAGCUCUCCCUCCAUAGCUCCUCAGCCACAGAGCCCUCAGGACUGCCUCCCCUCUGUCAGCACAGACUCUACAUCUGUCCAAGAGGAGAAAUACCCAGAACAUGUGAUUGAUGAGAGGGACUCACCUGAGAGCCCACCACCCAGUGAGACAGGUGUAGUCCCCAAGAGAAGCAACAGCCCCGAUUUGGCCCAGACAUCAGUAGCAAACCACAAGGACUUAAGUCACCAAGAAGAGCUCAUGGAAAGUGAGCCCAGAGAAGAGGACAGGGCAGGUGACACUGAGAAGCUGGCUGCAGAUGGAGAAAAUGUAGACGAGGAGAGCUGUGGCGCUGGUACUGAGGAUCCUGUGUCUGCUAGUGCUGCUGGGACCGUUGCAUCUCCAUUGCGUCCCCUCAAAGUUAAAAUCAAAAUGCGUACAGGCAGCAUCACAAGGACUGUGACUGGCGUUGCACCUAAAAGAAGUGGAAGAGCCACUACCAAAGGUGUGGAUAGUCCAAAACCUUCACUAGAACGUCAUAACACAAGAUCCAAGAGGGAGGUAUCACAGCAACCUCAGAUGCCUGCAAUGGCGAUGCUCCAGGAAGGUGCCCGUACAGUCAAAGACAAAACCACCGUGAACACCAAGCCUAAGGUUUCCCCCACAGCUGUUAGCAUCACCAAAGGCGCAGCCCUGCCUUCCGUCUCUGUCUCCUUUCCGAGAGUCAGCCCAGGGGGGAUCAACACUCGCAGCCUGGCCCCGAAAGGUCUAAACAGUGGGAUGACGCUUCCUGCACCUUCACCUCUGCUCCAAAGUAGCAGCAGACCAGCCUCCAUAGUUAACAGCACAGGGGCAAUUAUAUCCAAAAGUCAGACCAACCUGGUGGAAGCUUUCAACAAGAUCCUCAACAACAAGAACCUGCUACCCAGCUAUAAACCAGAUCUAAGCUCCCCUCUUCCUGCAGAGUGGGGCCUUCCUCUGCCUGCACAGGGUUACCGCUGUUUGGAGUGUGGUGACGCCUUUGCCCUGGAGCAGAGUUUGGCACGGCAUUACGCUCGGCGCUCUCUGAGGAUUGAGGUGACCUGUAAUCACUGCGCCAAGCGUUUGGCCUUCUUCAACAAGUGCAGCCUGCUGUUACAUGCCAGAGAGCACAAGGAGAGAGGCCUGAUCAUGCAGUGUUCACACCUGGUCAUGAAACCUGUACCUGUGGAGCAGAUGAUUGGCCAGCAGGAACCUACUGCCAUUGGUGGGAUCUCUCCAUCUCUUCUGUCAUCCUCUUCAGGACCGUCAUCAUCCCUUUUAAGCCAGGCCAUUCCAAAUCCAACAUCCCAGACACAUAAAGCAAUAUCCAACAAGAAAACAGAGGCAGUGCAGUACAGCGCUAAUAAAUGUCCUGAGUGUCAGGCUCAGUUCAGCAGCAAAGAAGAAGUGGCUGAGCAUUUCCAAGAAAUCAAACCAGCACAAACCACUCCAUGCACCGAGUGUUCUCCUCCCAUGCUCCUGCCCAACAGCUGCAGUGCGGCAGCUCACCAACGCAUCCACCAAGGCUGCCAACCACACAUCUGCCCAGAGUGUGGGGGCACAGCCAAGCAGCCGCAAUUUCAAACACAUCUGGACGAGACCUGUUUGCACUUUGCACGCCGCAUUGGAUACAGAUGUUCCAGUUGCUUGGUGGUGUUUGGAGGACUCAACUCAGUGAAGUCUCACAUCCAACAGGCUCAUUGUGAUAUGUUCCACAAAUGCCCCAGCUGCCCCAUGGCUUUCAAGUCUGCUCCCAGCAUACAGAACCACAUCACAGCCCAACAUCCAGCGCUCACUGAAAGACAGACCAUGUCAAUCUAUAAAUGUGUCAUGUGUGACACAGUUUUUACAAACAAGCCCCUGCUGUACGUCCACUUUGACACUCAUUUAACCAAUCAGAAGGUGGAUGUGUUUAAAUGCCCUGAGUGCACCAAGUUGUUUUCUCAGAGGAAUUCCCUACUGGAUCAUUUCAAGACCCAUAAGGCUCCCACGCUAAAACAAGAGUUGCCUUCACCUCCAGCUGCUUCCUCUCGUUCACGUCCUUCAUUGACAUUAGAGAGCUCAGAUGGGGAGGAAUGGAUGAAUGAAGAGAAAGAAGAGAAAGCGAAGACAGAAAGGAUGAAGACCCCGUCAGGGUGGAAGUGUGCACCUUGCCACGCACGCUACACAGACCGGGAAGACUACAUCACCCAUAUGGCUGAACAACAUAGCAAGACUCUGAAGAAGUUCCCUUGUAACAAGUGUGAGAGCUCCUUCACCACCACCUCCAGUCUGAGACGUCACAUCAGAGACAAACAUAAAGUCAUGAAUCGCAGCUUUCGCUGCCAGUUCUGUAGUGAGAGUAAGAAAACAUUCAGCAGCAGAACGAUGUUGGAGAGACAUAUUCAGCUGAGACACAGCAUGGACACAGAAAGCCAGGACACACUGAUGGGAGGCGGAGAUGAGGCUGACAGUUCCUCAGAACAGGACGGCAGUUUGGGGGCUCGUCGGAGACGGAGACCAGCCGUGAAGAUGGAGCAGGACGAAGACUCCACAGAUGGGGUGAGUCCAGUGAAGAAGUCGCAGUCCUCCUCCUCCACUGCUGCCCCCUACUCCCUUCCUGAGUCUGGGUUCCGCUGUGCCCCCUGCGGCUUCACCACAGAAGAUCAGGCAUCGUUCUUGGAGCAUAUCAGCCAGCACCGACGAGGAGGGACGGAGGGGGGCGGUCAGCAGUGUCUACAGUGCGGCGCCUGCUUCACAUCCACCUCCUCCCUGUCACGCCAUCGUUUCAUCAUCCACAAAGUGAGAAAUACAUUCACUGAAAACCAGCAAUCCCUCAACGUGCACCCAGCGCCUUCCCCUGGUAACAGCAAGAACCAUGAUGAUAAGAGUUCUCUAGGUGGUUCUGCACCAGCAUCGCCUUCCUCUCAGGGGAUGGAAGAGGAGGGGUCACUGGCCUGUAAGGUGUGCCGCAAGAAAUUUGAAAAGGCAUCGGAUCUUAACACGCACUUCAGGACUCACGGUAUGGCUUUUAUCAGUGCGAGGAAUGCAGGAAAAACUACUUAAGACACCAAAUACACAGGGAAGAGCAGUGCUGGUAGGUGAUAAAAGAAAGAAGUGCCUUAUUUCUUGUCGACUUCUCAUCAAAGGUAGCACACACCUAUGCACUAAUUUAACCAAAGAUUGGUAGAACAGAGUUUAUAUGUGAAUAGAUUGUAAAAAUAAAAUAAAAUAAAAAAACUGGUCAAGAUCAGCCUAAAAAGGACAUUUCACCCCAAAAUCAAGAAUGCAUAUUUUCCCUCUUACAUGUAGUGCAAUUUGUUGAGUUGGUGAGUUUUAGAGAUAUUGGCUGUAGAGAUGUCUGGCUUCUGUGGAGUAUAAUGGGACCAGAUGGCACUUUGCUUGUGGUGCAAAAUAAACAUUUAAACUCAACAGCAAUGUCUGUUUUUGCUGACUUUAAGCACCAUAAGCAAAGUGCUAUUUGUUUCCAUUAUACUUGAGAGAUGGCAGACAUCUUACAACCAAUGUCUCCUACACUCUGCAAGUCACACCAAAACAAUCUAGACGGAUUAAUAGCACUACAGGUAAGAGGAAAAAGAUGUAUUUUUGACUUUAGGGCGAACUGUCCCUUUAACUCUCUACUUUUGACACUCAGGAUCUAAUACUGCAUUUCUGUAUUCAGUAACGAUAGUUGGUCUGACUAGUUCACUGCUGUGACCACAUUCACAUAAUAAUGUGCCUGUAGAGGACUUUGAAUGUUAGAACCAGAACUUACUGUGAUUACAAUGGCUGUUUCACUGAAUGUUGAUAGCCAGUGAUGAAUGUUUUGAUUUCAAUGUUUUCAUCCUACUGAGGAGAUUCUUGGAUGGCAACCCAGGUUUUUCUGUAAAGUCCUUUUUUAUUUUUUUUUAACAUAUUUUUAGAGAGUUAUCGCGUUGGUUUAGAAUAGCUCCGUUACUAUUAAGUGUGUAUACUUCAACUUAUUGCCAGCCAUUUUCAAAAACAUACAAUAACAUUUAAACUGAUUCCAAACUUUAAUGCAGCCAUAUGAAAACUAAGACUUAAACUUUGUUUAUGACAGGUAACCCAUCUAACUUCCUGUUUGUGUGUUCACAGACAGAAUUCUAACAUAAAGAGGACAUUUUGUACUAAAUAGACUAUCUUUGGAAGAUACGCACUUCAUUUUUCUAACUCAGACUUCUGAAACUUCAUAUUAGCCAGUCAUUAAAUUCAUUAAUCAUAUUGGGAAGGAAUCUCUUCACUACCAGUACGGACAGGAGGAAUAAUUACAAUUAAAGACUAAUAAUUAUUUCGAUGUACAUAGGCAUAAGUGAACCCGUAAUAUAAAUGUUUAAUGUUAAAAGUCCCUGCAUGUAUAUAUUUAUAUUGUACUUAAAUGAAUGUGGACCAAUAAUUCUGUGAAAGAUACGUAGAGUGAAAUCUAAAAAAACCUGAACUAUGCUUUGGGAAAUGGUCAGCAAUAAUCUGAAGUGUUCACAAUUGUUACUAGUUGAUGGGGUAAAAUUGAAAUGAAUAUUAAAUACCUUUUUAAGUGGAAUGUACUGUAAUUACAUCAGACUGACUGAUUUAUUCCUUCUUUAUGUGCAAGAGUUGAAAGUUAAAAUGACAUAUUUUGGUUUGGGGGAUGUGCUUGUCUUUUUAAAAAAAUAAGAUUACUUUAAAAAGAUCAGUAUGUAUGUGAUCGUGUCUGUUUCUUAUGCUUUACUAAGAAGAUGAGAACAUGCAGAACCUUGUAUUUUAAGAUUUUCUUCAGUCUUUGUCCUGCAUAACUGAGUUCAGCACUGGUUAACUAGAUGAAUAUAAUCUUAUGUUACCGGAAAGAAUCAAUCAUUUAACUGUUGUUCAAUAUGAGAACGUCUGAGAGGAGAAAGGGUUCUGAGUGCUGUGUUUUGAUUUAAUUUCUAUCUCUAGUGGCACCUUUUUUUUAUUAUUCUAACUGUUUAUGUCUCACAAGCUGCUGAUUCGCUGAAAUGUUUCUGACCACAGGAUCCACAGAUUGAGCUAAUAUCCAUGCAUCGCCAUCACUGAGUAAUCAUCAGUGAACCGUUUGCGCUUGUGUUUACUUUCUCAGGAGAUUAUCCAAUGCUUAACACACAUUGUUCUGGGAAACUUUUUCUGUUUUUGCAUUGACAAAACAAUUUCUAACCAAAUGUUUAUUAAAAAAAAAAGAUAAAUAAAACAAUAAAAAAACG